Molecule: messenger RNA, 1833 nt
Organism: Erigeron canadensis
Lineage: Eukaryota; Viridiplantae; Streptophyta; Magnoliopsida; Asterales; Asteraceae
Product: probable serine/threonine-protein kinase PBL21
Exons: 7
Coding region: 157-1350 (397 amino acids)
Biological process (GO): protein phosphorylation
Molecular function (GO): ATP binding; protein kinase activity
Source: RefSeq, a predicted model, not a curated record
UUAUUUUUUUCCAGAGUGAUGAAAAUAUAUAUAUAUGAAUUAGUGUAUGUAUAUAUAAAUAUUUAUGUGUUUCUAUUGAAAAGCAAUUACAUUAUCAUUAUUAUUCUUUGUAUUUAAUUAACAUAAAUCUUCAAAAUUUAAAAGUAAAAUAUAAAAAUGGGUUGCUUUUCUUGCUUCAAUUCCCACUCUCAUAAUAAUGUUGAUAAUUGUGGUGAUGCUGCUGCUCUGGACUCCAAUCACACCCCCUCAGGUCAUGGAAAGAAAAGAAGAUACAAGGAUGUUACUGAUGGGAAAGGGGUGGAUAGUAUGAAAGGAAAAGGGAUGGCAUUGAGUGGUCAGAGAGCAAAUGUGGCACGAAGCUUUACGUUUCGCGAGCUAGCCGCAUCCACACAGAAUUUCCGCGUUGCGAAUUUGAUUGGUGAAGGCGGAUUCGGAAGCGUUUACAAGGGCCGCUUGGAUUCUGGCAAGUUAGUGGCUGUAAAAAAGCUCAACUUGAAUGGACUUCAAGGGAACCAAGAAUUUAUUAUGGAGGUUCUUAUGUUGAGUCUACUUCGCCAUUCAAACCUUGUCACAUUGACUGGUUACUGCACAGACGGAGACCAGAGGCUCCUGAUAUACGAGUACAUGCCUCGGGGAAGCCUGGAAAGUCAUCUUUUUGAUCUAACUCCUCAUCAGGAGCCAUUGGAUUGGCACACCAGACUAAAGAUUGCGGUUGGUGCAGCUCGUGGUCUUGAGUAUCUUCAUUGCAAAGCAAAUCCACCAGUAAUUUAUCGUGAUUUAAAAUCAUCGAACAUAUUGCUAGAUAAUGAAUUCAAUCCAAAACUUUCAGACUUUGGGCUUGCUAAAUUGGGUCCUGUUGGUGAUAACACCCAUGUGUCUACUCGAGUUAUGGGUACCUAUGGUUACUGUGCACCUGAUUAUGCAAUGAGUGGUAAACUUACAAUAAAGUCAGAUAUAUACAGCUUUGGUGUUGUCUUGCUGGAGCUGAUUACUGGGCGCAAAGUAAUCGACAUGACCAAAAAAUCCGGAGAACAAAAUUUAGUUUCGUGGUCCCGGCCAUUUUUGAAAGAUAGGAAGAAGUUUGUUCAGUUAGCAGAUCCUUUGCUACAAGAUCGCUUCCCUUCACGUUGUAUGCACCAUGCGGUUGCCAUUAUUGCGAUGUGUCUCCAAGAACAAGCAAAUUUUCGGCCCUUAAUUGGUGAUAUAGUUGUUGCUCUCGAGUACUUGGCAUCUCAAGCUGAGAUAUCUGAAAAUCCUAAGAGCUCGACAUUUAAUUCUCGCCCAUCACCCUCAAAGAAAGAGAAUGAACAUGUUGCACAUGAGCGAGGUACAAAAAUUCCGACUUCUUGAAAUUGUGGUAAACCGAAGAUCCAUUACAGAAAAUAGGAGCCGUGUUAUUCUAAGAGGUUUACUGCAAAAAUUAGGAGUCAAAGAAGAUGAUGGGAAGAUUACUUUACUUUGAAGCAUGAGGGAUGAUGCUUAUGCUGGGAUGUGUUUGAAAGUGAAACUCCGAUGUCUCGUGUAUUCUGUAAGUGCAUAUAUGUCUGUUCCAUCAACUCAGGUACUAGGGAAACGGAAGAAGCUGUGGAUUAGUUUUAUUAUUUUCACCCUCGACAAGCAUUAGGUAUUGUGAAGUAAAGUGUAGCUAAUAUUCAUCAAAUGUGUAAUUAUAGCACAAGUCUUGAUUAUAGAUUUAAUAGAUUGAAUUUGCAUCCAAGCUGGCACGCCCUUACACUGUGCAGUAUUUGAUUUUCUUGAGACAUGAUUUAUAUAACCGAUUCCCAAUCCAAAACUUUAUACCUUAAAUCUCAGUUAACCCAUAUUAAUUGUGUG